CGCGUCCCUUGAAACCUCGCAGUACUUCACCUUCAUCAUGGCGCCCAGCACCCCCCUAAUCAACCGGAUCAAAGUCCAGCUUAAACUGAGCAUAGCCCGCCUACGAAUGGUCCAACAAAAAGACGCCGCAGUCGCAAAGCUUCAAAGACGAGAAAUGGCCCAACUACUAGAGGUCGGCAAGAUUGAAAGCGCCAAAAUCCGCGUUGAGAACAUCAUCCGAUCAGACCUCAACAGCGAGCUCCUCGAGAUCCUCGAACUAUACUGCGAACUGCUCACAGCACGCGCGGGACUGCUUGAAGCGAAAGAGUGCGAUCCUGGCUUGGAGGAGGCGGUGCAGAGUAUCAUUUACUCGGCGCCGAAGAUCAGUGGAGUGAAAGAGUUGAGUCAGGUCAGGGCGCUGUUGGCGGAGAAGUAUGGCAAGGACUUCACAUUACGAGCGGUGGAGAACAGUGAUGGAAAGGUACCGGAGAGAGUGGUGAAGAAGUUGAGGGUCGAGCCGCCCUCGCAGGAGUUGGUGGAGGCAUAUCUGUCGACAAUAGCAGACGCUUAUAAUGUGGACUACCCUCCGGGCAUCAAAGCGCAAAGAGCAGCGGAACUUGCGGCGCAUGAGGCUGGAGAGGAGGGAGGCGACGAUGAUGACGAGAAUCCCUCAGGAGGACAAAAGGUACCGACGUUGGAGGCGACUUCAAGUACAGACGAGUUGAGCAAAGCAACACCACCGCGGAGUCUAGGAUUGAAGAGUCCGGUAUCAGUAAUGCCGUCUUCGCCGACCACAGAGAACCCACGACCGAAAGUGAACUUACCUGGACCGCCGGAUCUGAAACCUUCGAAGAAGAUGGUGGAUGCUGCGAAGAGCAAGCCCGCGAACGGUAGUGGGCCAGGCGGCAAGAUUCCGGAUGUGGAUGAGUUACAGAAGCGAUUCGCUCAGUUGAAGCGAUGAUAACACUGAGGAUGGAUAUGAAUCUCACGACGGGGAACGGACAUUUGCAGCAUUUUCGUAUCCGGACGAAUCUAUUCGUUCACUUUUCGAGCGCUUGCGAUGUACACCUGAGGUUGACCUGGACCACAGCGAUCUCCAAAUGGCAGCUCGGAUACACCUCAUCAGCCUUGCUCAUGACUGGCACGAAGUAUCGCGUAGUUAGCGGUUUCAGCGGAGAAGGAUAUAAGGAUGAUGGAGGUCCUGGAGCAAUGUACCUGCUUCCUACCAAAAUGCUGAGCAAUCUCGGUCUGGAGGACGCCUAGAAGCUGCACGCGCUAAAGGACGGAAGGAUUUAUGGCCUGACCACGCUCCAGAGCGAAGGAUUCCGAGCUGACCCGAUGGCACCGCGAAGGAUCUCAAAGCCGAACAUAAAAGCUCCUUGCCCGGGUAUGCGAUGCACUGAGCCCAGUCGUUCUGAAGCGCCAAUUCCAGGCUCCGCGAACAGUACAUCGCAAUCCAUGCUCAAAGUCGAUAUCCAGCCAACCUCUAACCAUGGCAUCGACCAACAUGUACGACUUCAGCCCGGCCGCUGUAACACUCGUCUGCGGCACCACCGGCGUUCUCGCCAACUUCGCCUUCUUCUGCGUGAAUACAGCGAUCAAUUACAUCACCAUGCCGGUCCUGCUCAUCGGCCACUCUGAAU
Zymoseptoria tritici IPO323 is the source of this 1622-nucleotide messenger RNA. RefSeq lists its product as uncharacterized. The coding region runs from base 38 to 940 and encodes 300 amino acids. Gene Ontology annotation, biological process: protein transport. The transcript has a single exon. The record is from RefSeq and is a predicted model, not a curated record. Lineage: Eukaryota; Fungi; Ascomycota; Dothideomycetes; Mycosphaerellales; Mycosphaerellaceae.